This is a messenger RNA of Rhipicephalus microplus (southern cattle tick), 1556 nucleotides long. RefSeq names its product pancreatic triacylglycerol lipase. Lineage: Eukaryota; Metazoa; Arthropoda; Arachnida; Ixodida; Ixodidae. The record is from RefSeq and is a predicted model, not a curated record. Gene Ontology annotation, biological process: lipid catabolic process. Gene Ontology annotation, molecular function: lipase activity.
GAGAUGCACUCGCAAUCAUCCAAACCGUUGUGUUAUUGGCAGCAGAGGAUCCGAAUCGUGGUAUGUCGCCGACAGCGGCCGCCUUGCUUUUUUGCUGUUCCACACUCCUCGUCGGAAGAGUGCGCGCCGUGGUGAAAUGCUACGGCGAGCUUGGCUGCAUGGACACGGAUGGCGUUUUCCACCACCCCGUCCACCGUCCCCGCAACCUGGUGCCGGUGGAGCGUCACGUGGCGAACACCAGGUUCCUCUUCUAUAACCGACGCAACCGGCCGGGCUUCGUAGAUCUCUGGUGGAACUCGAGCGUGGAAGCGGUUGGUGCGGUGCCUUUCAACAGAUCCCUGGAAACAAAGUUCAUCGUACACGGCUACUUGGACCGAUUGUUCUUCGGUGCCUGGAUGACGGAGAUGAAGGACGCUUACUUGAACAGCGCGGACGUGAACGUCGUCAUUGUCGACUGGAGCCACGCCAACGUGGGCAUCUACGACAGCGCAUGCGCAAACGCGAGGAUAGUAGGCGCCGAGUUGGCGCUCUUCAUCAGGAAACUGAAGGAGGCCUUUGGUGCUGACCCACGAAUGAUGCACAUAAUCGGACACAGCUUGGGUGCGCAUGUGGCUGGUUACGCGGGCGCCAACACCACCAAUCUAGGGAGAAUCACGGGUCUAGAUCCUGCUGAGCCGAACUUUCAGAAGAUGCCUCCUGAAGUGCGCCUGGACCCCUCGGACGCCGAAUUUGUGGACGCCAUUCACACAGACAGCCACCCAUACCUCGCCAAGUUGUGGAGCAGCGAAGGCAUGGGAAUGUGGGACCCCGUCGGCCACGUCGACUUCUACCCAAACGGCGGAGAGUACAUGCCCGGGUGCGACUCGGUCAACCGUGUCUGGAAGAUUUUCACUCACGGCCUCAUCAAAGGCGUCCGCGAUGUCGUCAGCUGCAACCACCAGCGCGCCGUGAAGUACAUGUUGGAGUCUAUCUGGAACCGCGACUGCUUACCACUUGCGUACGAGUGCCCUUCCAUGGUGGCGUACGAAAGGGGGCAGUGUUUCGACUGCGGUGCGGACGGUUCGAGGUGCGCAGCAAUGGGUGAGCAAGCUGUCCAGUGGAAGCGCUUCAAGAAGAGCGAGCCGAAACGAAUGUUCACCGUGACGAACUCUGAGAGCAAGUUCUGUGUGUUCCAGUAUGCAGUUACUCUAAGCACUGGCAAAAAAGUGCAAUAUGCCAACGGAAGGGGCCAUAUUUUCCUGACAGAGGAAGGCACUGGCGCAAGAAUUAGUUUGAACAAAGCUAGGGCACUGGAUUUCAAUCCGCACCAAAACUUUACGUUCUUGGUUACCUCAUCAAUACCGCUAACCGCCGAGAGCAAGCUGCUGAUCGAGUACAGGACGACGCAAGUGCUGCUUAGCUACAACAUCCCUACAGUGCGACUUUCUUUCAGACCGAUGACAUCCCCAUACACAGAGAGCGAAGCUUUGAAGAAUACGUUCCACAAGUGCCAGGCUUCCAGCCCCACGGGAAUCUCCACUCACGUGCCGGUAUCAUUAAAGGAUUGCUAAACGUCA